Molecule: messenger RNA, 1455 nt
Organism: Calliphora vicina (urban bluebottle blowfly)
Lineage: Eukaryota; Metazoa; Arthropoda; Insecta; Diptera; Calliphoridae
Product: mucin-2-like
Exons: 5
Coding region: 79-1404 (441 amino acids)
Cellular component (GO): extracellular region
Molecular function (GO): chitin binding
Source: RefSeq, a predicted model, not a curated record
AAAGAAACUUGUGAAAAAUUGUUUACAAAACUUUCGUAUUUACUUAAAGCUAAAAUUUUAGCGAAAAGUAAAAAAGAAAUGAAGAUUCUAAUACAAAAACUGAUCAUUCUAUUGAUUUGUAUUGCCGGUACUCGAAGUGAAUGUGAUGUAUGCCAAAAUAGCAAUUAUGUGGCCUGUCAUAAGGAAAAUCAAUAUUCUUUAUGUAUUAAUGGAGUACCUACCGAAGAUUUCAUAACAUGUCCUGAGAAUCAUGUUUGCACACCCGAUCCUUAUGUCUGUUAUCCCCUGCCCGAGGCUAAACCAAGUUGUAUUCGAGAUACGAAUCUGUGUGGUGUGUGCAGCGAGAAUAAGGUUUAUGCCUGUAUAAAUGAAACUACAAUUGCUUUUUGCUAUGGCGAAGAUAAACCAGUCGAAGGAGCAGAAUUUUCGUAUUGUUUGGGAGAUACUGUUUGCGAUAUUUACAGUGUGAAGGGAUUUUGUACUGAAAGUUAUUUGGUUAAGCCAAGCUGUGUAACGGCUCCCAAUAAUGACUAUGAUGAUGAAGAUCAUGUAACAACAACUACAACUAUGCAGCCAACUACUACCACAACAAUCGAACCAACAACCACUGCAACAGAACCAACUACAACAACUACGGAAACAACCACUACUACUGAAGAGACAACUACUACCACAACAACUGAACCAACUACAACAACAACUGAAUCUACAACCACAACUACUGAGCCAACUACUACAACAACUGAACCGACAACUACUACCACAACAACUGAACCAACUACAACAACCACAGAGCCAACAACUACCACAACAACAACUGAACCAACAACUACAACCACAGAGCCAACUACAACAACCACAGAGCCAACUACAACAACUACAGAGCCAACAACAACUGAACCAACAACUACAACCACAAAGCCAACAACUACCACUACAACAACUGAACCAACAACUACAACCGAACCAACAACUACCACCACAACUACUGAACCAACCACGACAACUACAGAGCCAACAACUACAACCGAACCAACAACAACUACCACAACAACAGAACCAACAACAACUGAGCCAACAACUACAACCGAACCGACAACUACCACCACAACUAAAGAACCAACCACGACAACUACAGAGCCAACUACUACAACCACAACAACCGAACCAACAACUACGACAACAACAACUGCUCCGUCUGGCCCAAUUGACCCGGAAAAAUUUUGCAAAGAUGCUGCAACGACUGGAUCCUUUUAUGCGGGUGAUCCAACAUGCACUACUUUCGUAGUCUGUUAUAUGAUGGAUGGCACAAUCGCUGCCUUGGGUAAGAAAUGCCCUAGAAACCAAUAUUUCCCACCAGGAGCUAAAAUGUGUUCAGCAAAUAAACCAGAUAUUUGUGUAUAAUGUUUGAAAAUUAUAAAUCUUCUUGUUUAAAUAUAUUGUAUAUUAAAUUUA